Messenger RNA from Bombyx mandarina (wild silkworm), 4953 nucleotides. It is a transcript of the gene ATP7, whose product is annotated as copper-transporting ATPase 1. Gene Ontology annotation, biological process: copper ion homeostasis; monoatomic cation transport. Gene Ontology annotation, cellular component: membrane. Gene Ontology annotation, molecular function: ATP binding; ATP hydrolysis activity; P-type divalent copper transporter activity. NCBI's taxonomy places the organism in Eukaryota, Metazoa, Arthropoda, Insecta, Lepidoptera, Bombycidae. The record is from RefSeq and is a predicted model, not a curated record.
GCGGAGUGGACGCGUUUCGAACGAAAGUCGCCCACCGAGACGUAAACACACGAAUAUAAUAAGAACUUUCCAAAUUCGAAAUUGUUCUAAUUCGGUUCGAAGUUCAACGAGUCUGUGUUUCGAAUUUUUGUUUUGUAAACAAUCAGUGUUGUUUUUUUUUUAUUUGUGCCAGCCACUAACUUUGUUACAUGUAAAUGUGAUCGACGUUAGAAUGAGACAAAGCUAUUGAUUUUGUGUUGUGCGCGAAAGUGACAAGAUGAUGUCGCGCAGUAUUAAAUAUCAGCGUCUCGACGACGUUGAAGAGACUGGCGACAAUGAUCAGGACCUGGUGGCGGUCAGGGUGCCGAUCAACGGUAUGACAUGCCAGUCGUGCGUCAGGAGCAUCGAAGGAUCGGUCAGAGACGUGCCAGGUGUGGAACGCGUUAAGGUGGAGUUAUCAGAGAACGCCGGCUACAUCAGAUAUGACCCCCGACUGUGUUCGCUGGAAGCGAUCAGGUCUCACAUAGAAGACAUGGGGUUUGAGGUCCCUGUCGACAAUGACGACGAAAGCAGAAAUCUCCUGCCGAAGGAUGUGCCGACCGCUAUUAUGAUCGACAUGACCGGCAGCCAGACGCCGCCCGUCAGCGAAGUCUUCCUCUCAGUGAUCGGCAUGACCUGCCAAUCCUGCGUCAACACCAUAGAAGGAGCGUUAAAAGCAAAGUCGGGAGUCACAAAAGGACACGUGUCGCUCGCCGAUGGAACAGCCCGCGUGGGCUACCUGCCUAGCACCGUCACGCCCAGGGAGAUAGCGGAUCUGAUAUACGAAUUGGGCUUCGACGUCAACAUCAUAUCCGUCGACGGACAGGUUUAUACGGAAAAUAAGUCUCAAAUAUGUAACAACACAGAGGGAUCUGGUGAUUGCGCUAAGCAAUUGUCUCCGUUCAAGAACAAACUUCAAACGAAUGGUUCAGGUCCGCCGGUCGCCGAGGCGGAACUGUCCCGAUGUACGCUGGAAGUUCGCGGGAUGACCAGCGCCAGUUGUGUCUCCGCGAUAGAAAAAUAUUGCACGAAAUUAUAUGGGGUGCGUUCAGUGCUGAUCGCUCUGUUGGCUGCGAAGGCCGAGGUCUGCUACGAGCCCCGUAAGAUCUCGGCCUUAGACGUGGCCAAUUCCAUAACGGAGCUGGGCUUUCCGUCGGAGGUCAUCAGCGAGAACGACGGCAGCGGCUUAAAGGAAAUACAUUUGCUGAUAAAGGGAAUGACGUGCGCUUCAUGUGUAAAUAAAAUAGAGAAAACGGUACUUAAGCUGACCGGAGUCGAAUCCUGCUCCGUGGCCCUGACGACAUGCAAGGGCCGCGUCAAAUACAACGCAGAACAGAUCGGGCCCCGCACGAUAUGCGACGCGGUCGCCGGGCUCGGGUUCGAGGCGACGGUCGCCAGCCCGCACAACCGGGGGGAGACCAGCUAUUUGGAACACAGAGAGGAGAUAAGGAAGUGGCGGAACGCGUUUCUGGUCUCGCUGGUGUUCGGGGCUCCGUGCAUGGCCGCCAUGGCGUACUUCAUGUCCAUGAUGUCGCACGGCCACAGCGCCAAGGAUAUGUGCUGCGUGCUGCCCGGACUCAGUUUGGAGAACCUGGUCAUGUUCCUGUUGGCGACGCCGGUGCAGUUCAUAGGCGGCUGGCAUUUCUACAAGCAAGCUUAUAAAGCUCUAAAGCACGGCACGACCAACAUGGACGUGCUGAUAGCAAUGACAACCACCAUUAGCUACGUAUAUUCUCUAGGUGUGGUUGUAGCUUCCAUGGCGACCCUCCAAGAGGCCAGUCCGGUCACGUUCUUCGACACGCCACCCAUGCUGCUGGUCUUCGUGUCUCUGGGCAGGUGGCUGGAGCACAUAGCCAAGGGUAAAACAUCGGAAGCCCUGUCGAAGUUGUUGUCACUGAAGGCAACGGAAGCCGUGCUGGUGACCCUGGACGACAGCGGUAACAUUAUAAACGAGAAGUGCAUACCGGUUGACCUGGUGGAACGCGGAGACAUCCUGAAGGUAGUACCGGGCGCCAAGAUACCGGUCGACGGCAAAGUCAUAUCCGGUCAGACGACGUGCGACGAGUCCCUGAUAACCGGGGAAUCUAUGCCGGUGCCGAAGACGAAAGAUUCCCUGGUGAUCGGGGGCAGCAUGAACUCCAACGGCGCCGUGCUGAUGCUGGCGACCCACACCGGGGAAAGUUCGACCCUGGCCCAGAUCGUGCGGCUGGUGGAGAGCGCGCAGAGCAGUAAGGCGCCCGUGCAGCGACUCGCCGACACCAUGGCGGGGUAUUUCGUUCCGUUGGUGGUGUUCCUGUCCGUCCUGACGCUGGUCUGCUGGAUCAUAAGCGGGGCUCUGGACAUAAACAGGAUAAAGGCCAUCACUCCUGAGGUCUACCUGAACGCUGGCUACUCGGACUGGGAGCUGAUCGUGCAGUCGGCGUUCCACUUCGCGCUGUCGGUGCUCGCCAUCGCGUGCCCGUGCGCGCUGGGGCUGGCCACGCCCACCGCCGUCAUGGUGGCCACGGGCGUGGGCGCCAACCUGGGGUUGCUCAUCAAGGGCGCGGAGCCGCUCGAGAACGCGCACAAGGUGAAAACUGUGAUAUUCGACAAGACCGGCACCAUAACGCGGGGCUGCACCACCGUCGCCAGGCUGUGCCUCUUCACGGGGGAGCCGGCCGCCCUGCCGGACCUCGUCGCCUGCCUCCUCGCCGCCGAACUCAACUCCGAACACCCUGUAGCUUCAGCUAUAGUCCAGUGGUGCAGUGCGGUGCUGAAGGGCGCGAACCCCCUGCAGUGUACCGGCUUCGUGGCCGCCCCUGGAUGCGGCCUCAGGGCGAAGCUAAAAGCAACGAACAGCUCCGCCAUACACGUGCCGGAGCUGGCCAACAUCGUCAACCAAGCCAAGCCGGGGUGCACGUUCGACCUUCACGGCGUCCCCGUCGAGGUGGUGGCGGGCAGUGACGAUGCUGCCCUGAGCUCGGCCCAGGCAGCCGCGAGACUGCACCGAUUGAUCAGGACUGAGGACGGAGAUGAGUCGGCGGAGCACAUAGUCCUGAUCGGGAACCGCGAGUGGAUGAGUCGCAACGGAGUCAACGUGCCGCGGCCGGUCCAGAAGGCGCUGUCCCAACACGAGGAGCUCGGCUAUACGGCCGUGCUGGCUGCCAUCGAUGAUCAGCUGGUCUGCACCAUCGGCGUCGCAGACGAAGUGAAGCCCGAAGCCCACCUGGCCGUCUACUGGCUGAAGAAGAUGGGCCUCGAGGUGUGCCUGCUGACGGGAGACAACAGGAAGACAGCAGUCGCCAUCGCCAGACAGGUCGGCAUCAGGAAGGUGUACGCGGAGGUGCUGCCCUCGCACAAGGUCGCCAAAAUACAGAAGCUGCAGGAGGAGGGGCAGAGGGUGGCCAUGGUCGGUGAUGGCGUCAACGACUCUCCAGCCCUGGCGCAGGCCGACGUGGGCAUCGCCAUCGCCAGCGGCACCGACGUGGCCGUGGAGGCCGCAGACCUGGUGCUCAUGAGGAACGAUCUACUAGACGUGGUGGCCUGCUUGAACCUGUCCAGGACCACCGUGAGGAGGGUCAGGCUGAACUUCCUUUUCGCUUCCGUCUACAAUCUGCUAGGGAUACCGCUGGCGAGCGGAGCCUUCGCAUUGUACGGAAUGCAGCUGCAGCCCUGGAUGGCGUCAGCUGCGAUGGCGAUGAGCUCAGUCUCCGUAGUCUGCUCAAGCUUGCUGCUCAAAACUUUCAGGAAACCAACGAUCGAAGAGUUGAGAACGCCGGAGUACCUCCAGUCGAUCCGGCUCGAGGAUCUGGACAGCGUGUCCGUGCACCGGGGACUCGACGAGAGAGUGGACCCCAGCGACCGUAGUGUCACCGCUCUAUCCAAAUUUUUCAACAGAGCCAAAGCCGACGAGGGUUGCCUCCUGCAGGACGACGACGAGCUGGCCGCCGUCUCCUUCAUACCGAAACAGCUUUCGCGCGACAGCCCUAGCCUGAACGCCUGAUAAGACUGAUAGCGUAGGUGCAUUCCGCAAACCAGACAAAAUCGAAUACAUUAUGAGGCUUCCAAUCAUCAAUACAAGUGAUCGCAUGUGACCGUGGACAUGUUUCAAGCGAGCAACGCAUUCAAUGUUAAAGUUUUCAAGAAGUCGCGCCCAAAAUAUGACGUCAUUUGGGGCCAAAUCAGUGUGCUAGUGAACUUUACCAGAAGCUCUAUUGAUACAAGUGAUGACAUGUGACCGCGGACAUAUUUCAAGCGAGCAACGCACUCUAUCUUAAAGUUUUCAAGAUGUCGCGCCCAAAUUAUGACGUCAUUUGGGGCCAAAUCAGUGUGCUAGUGAACUUUACCAGGAGUUCUAUCAAUACAAGUGAUGACAUGUGACCGCGGACAUAUUUCAAGCGAGCAACGCACUCUAUCUUAAAGUUUUCAAGAAGUCGCGCCCAAAUUAUGACGUCUUUUGGGGCCAAAUCAGUGUGUUAGUGAACUUUACCAGAAGCUCUAUCGAUACAAGUGAUCACAUGUGACCGCGGACAUAUUUCAAGCGAGCAACGCACUCAAUCUUAAAGUUUUCAAGAAGUCGCGCCCAAAUUAUGACGUCAUUUGGGGCCAAAUCAGUGUGUUAGUGAACUUCACUAAGACCUACUGCCUAGUUCUGCCUCUAAGCAAUCGUUCGUUUCAAGUCAACGCGCGGGGCAGCCGGCGGGUGAUGACAAUGGACUCGCUUCACGGGUGUACACUGAAAGACAAAGAUUACACACAAAUGACGUCACAAGUUGGGUUUUUUAAAACAAACAAAAAAUAGUAUUAUAUAAUAUUAUAUAUUUUUAUUUAACAAUUCUAAAUUUAAGUGACUAAUGUUAUGCUAGAAGCAAUGAACGAAUAAUAUUUUUAGUUUACUUAACGAAUUUAUAAAAUACAUAUACAAUUCUAGCGAUGAAAGGCUAUUUGGUUUAAGCG